AUCGACGUACUUCCUGUUUUCACGAGAGCGUAAUUCAGCAAACAUGGCGGCCUCCRGUGGAAGAACCGUGGGAUAUUUUCUCUGGAAAUUCGGAAAUUGCUGCUUCAAGUUUAACACAGUCUCGUCAAAUUUAACACGCCAGGUGCUGUCCAGACAGCUAUGUGUGAGCGCUGUGCUCCACAGGAAGAACCUGGCUGCAGCGGGCCCAGAGAAGUUCUCGGAGGAGUUCAUCAAGAAGCAGGUGGAGGAGUUCAACAUCGGGAAGAGACAUCUAGCCAACAUGAUGGGAGAGGACCCCGAGAACUUCACUCAGGGGGACAUUGAUGUAAGAAAGACUGCACUGAUGUCUAACGAGGGGUGUACAACGCCUGUCUUUCGCUAG
Messenger RNA from Salvelinus sp. IW2-2015, 382 nucleotides. Lineage: Eukaryota; Metazoa; Chordata; Actinopteri; Salmoniformes; Salmonidae. The record is from RefSeq and is a predicted model, not a curated record.